Messenger RNA from Amphimedon queenslandica, 3165 nucleotides. RefSeq names its product lipid A export ATP-binding/permease protein MsbA-like. Gene Ontology annotation, molecular function: ABC-type transporter activity; ATP binding; ATP hydrolysis activity. Gene Ontology annotation, cellular component: membrane. Lineage: Eukaryota; Metazoa; Porifera; Demospongiae; Haplosclerida; Niphatidae. The record is from RefSeq and is a predicted model, not a curated record. Gene Ontology annotation, biological process: transmembrane transport. Bases 141 to 3011 code for a protein of 956 amino acids. The transcript has 2 exons.
AUUUACUCGUUAAUAAGUUCGUAUAUUUUCCGUAUAAGUUAAACACGUGCUGACAUACAGGGUGAAGGUAAGGUUCUUUUGCUUAUAACUUGUUUUAAAAUUGUUAAAUCUUAGGUUGUAGUCAUUUUUCACUAACUACAAUGGAGCAAAAAAGUACUGACCCCAAAACAAGCUAUUGGCAUACAAAGCCAGCUCCUCUAAGACGAAAACUCUCUUUUUUCACUUCCAGAGAUAAAUCCAAGCCUGCUCACUCUCAGUAUGUGGCAGAAUUUUAUCAAAAAUUGCACGAAAAACUAUCGUUUUCGCAUCAUCAUCUCAACUGGCAGCCAUCUUGCUUACAGCCAGAAACCACGCUUCCUGAUAAUGAAAUUUUAAAUUUCUGUGAGACCACCAUGGAAGAAUCAAAUAUCCGACAAAUCUGCCAUGCCCUUUACUUAAAAGAGAUUUCUCGGCUUAAUCCUCAACUCUCUGAAGGUCAACUUUUCGUUGACGGAUUAUUCGAAUUGAUAUCAAGGGAAAUACCCUGGCCAUUGACUGAGGGGGCUGGAGGGUUAAAAACACGGCCAAGCCCAAAGGAGCUGUUCUCAGUGUAUAACUUAAGUUCAUUGCUAUUAGCUCGUUAUUGGACUAGACCUGAUAAUAUCGACGAGUUGCCAUCUUAUCUCUCGGUUGGUGCUUCGUUUGUUGAGUAUGUACUAAGAACUCACGGGCCUCUAGGUCUAUCCCAACUAUUCUCAUCUCUUCCGUCCUCUGGUGGUGGGCAUGGCUUUAGACCCAGCAAGAGUUUCAGUUAUAAAGGAGAUGACCUUUUCUCCCUGGAGUUGAAAUGGAAGCGAUUCGUAGAGGGAGAGAGUUCCGGCCCUUUCUCUCUCACUCACUGUGGACUCUUGGUGGAUUUAUGUAAGAAAUACUACAAGUCAUGCUCAUUUCGGAUGAUACUAGUAUUUGUGAUUAUUCUGAUUAACGUCUCGCUCCAGCUGGGUCUAGCUAUUUCGUUCUCUUACCUCCUCUCGCUUGGUUUCGGUGCUAGUAGAAGCGACUUCCGGACCACUUUCAUUUGGUCUGCCAUUGUUCUUGCUAUCAUUCUCUCUCGAUUCAUUCUAUCCAAUAUAGCAGCUCUACUCAUUAACACAGUAGUCAUUCACAUCGGUUUGAAUCUAAGGUGGCAGGUGGCACGAAGGAUACAUUGUGUGUCGUAUGCAUUUUUCUCUGAUCACAGUCCAGGAAGUAUCCUCUCUGUGUUCUCCAAAGAUGUGAGCUUUAUUGAAAGUUUUAUCUCAGUUUCGAUGACGACACUAUUGUGGGCGUGUCUAAUGUUGAUUGCAUGUAUAGCGUAUGCUGUUACUAUAGCAUGGCCAUUAGGCCUGUCUCUCUGUCUAGCAUACAUUGUUAGUCAUGCGUUCACUGUCUGGCUAUCAUCAUUCCUAGGCCUGUACAACCUAAGGAAGAACCAGGCUCUUGACAAGAGUAAUGAUAUCUUUAAAGAGAUGCUUGAUGGUUACAAGGAGAAUAGGAUUUAUCGCUGCGCCUCGUUCUGGCUCUCAAAGUUAGAGGGAGUCCUAAAGACAGAGUAUUCUCCCCAAUCGUUCAAGUCAAACCAGUUGGUCCAGUUUGUCGUGUCGUUUCAGAUGCUCAUUCCACAUGUACUUGGCGUGCUACUGAUGCUUGGGAUUGUACUGCUCUCAGACUAUAAGUGGAUUGAGUUUGAGCAUGGGGUCUCAGUCUAUUUAAUGUACCAGUUAACACUAAUGGCAGUAUCGAGUGCCUCUGGUCAUUUCUCGACACUGGAGUCAGCAAGAGUCUCUAUGAGUAGAAUUAACUCGUUGCUAUUCAAUGAGUAUCACAAUAUGAAAGAGCUAGGUCAGUUACCUGACGAUAGUCUGGUAAGUGCUCUGCUACGCUCUCGUCUCUCUUGUCAUGGUAGGAGAGGUGUUCCUGUAUCCUUUGAAAGCGUCUCAUUUUGCUACUCGUCCUCAGCGUCCCAUUGGACGCUCUAUGAUGUCUCCUUUAGACUAGGAGCUGGCGAGAAGAUGGCAAUAGUUGGUGAAAGUGGGGGUGGUAAGAGUACCAUAUUGAGUCUCAUACUUCAAGUUCUCCUGCCGACCGAGGGCUCAGUGUGUAUAGCAGGACAGGAGACCACUGGUAGACCGGACGGAUCAGCUGUUGCCAUCUUUCAAUCUAAUCACAUAUUUGGUACCAGUCUGAGGGAGAAUGUUCGUUUGGGUCGACUGGAUGCAGAGGACGAGGAGAUAGAGGAGGCGUGUCAGUUAGCCGGACUGGGUGAUUGGAUCGAGGAGCUCCCCCAUGGAUACGAUACCUUGUUAAGAUCCAGUGGUGGUCAUGGGUGGGGUCUAUCCUCUUCGUCUCUCAGUGGAGGGCAGGUACAGAGGAUUGGCCUUGCUAGGAUGUUACUAUCAAACGCUCCAGUACUGCUUUUGGACGAGAUGACAUCUGCCCUGGAUCCGUUGACCGAAUCCAAGGUUUUUUCUACAGUACUAGACGCCACAUCUGGUAAAACGUUAAUAUCAGUUACUCACAAGAUCGAGCAGGCUAGGGUCUACGAUAAGAUAAUGGUACUUUCCCACGGGAGGAUAAAGGAGAUUGGGAGCCACUCUGAUUUAAUGUCUAGAGAAGGUCAUUAUUACCGAUUGGUCAAGCGAGAGGAGGGUGUGGUCUCACCUUCAAGGCCGACGCCCAUUCAACAACGACACUCACUUUCACACUUAGCACUAACACCACUUCAGUGUAAGGGCGUGGCUGUUCAACAAAGGGUGGACACUCCCAUCAUUAUUGAACCAAUUUCUGGUUUAAUUAAAGCCACACCCCUCCAGACGGUUGAUGAGGAACCGAGUCAUCUUGGUUCUAUGAUACUGUGUCCUCAAGGUUCUCAUGGAGGACUCUCACCUCUAAGGUCCGAGUAUCAAAGUGGAGAUGAGGGAAAUCUUUCAAUUGAGAAUCCUUUUCCAAAAAUUUUAUCACUUCCAUCUUCCACACCUAAUAAACUGAAUUAAUAAUAUUUAUUAAUUGCAAAUUUGAUCACUUAACUAAUUUAGUCAAUUUGUUAUUAUAUUAAUUUUAUCAAUUAAUUUUAAAUUUUUAAUCGAAUAAAAUAUUUUGAUUUGCUCAAGUGUGUAAUCAUGCGUUACAAAAAUCAGUCAUUCUCAA